CUAAGUUUGAGCGAGCUGUAACGGACCUGUGUGUACGGAAAUUGCGUUUGAUAUUACUUUGCAUUUUCAAUGAGAUAUUGACUCUCUUUUACUGCUGCUGCGUAAGGAUAGGGCAAAGACACUUUCCAGUGAGCAUAUUAUCACGCUGUGCUGUGUAAGGAUAGGGCAAACACACUUUCCAGUGGGGAUAUAAUACUUUGUGCUGUGUAAGGAUAGGGCAAACACACUUUCCAGUGGGGAUAUAAUACUCUGUGCUGUGUAAGGAUAGGGCAAACACACUUUCCAGUGGGGAUAUAAUACUCUGUGCUGUGUAAGGAUAGGGCAAACACACUUUCCAGUGGGGAUAUAAUACUCUGUGCUGUGUAAGGAUAGGGCAAACACACUUGCCAGUGGGGAUAUUAUAACGCUGUGCUGUGUAAGGGUAGGGCACACACCCUUGCAAGUGGGGAUAUCAUAACGCCGUCCGGAAAGGAUAGACCAAACACUUGCAAGUAUUCAACAUUGUGAUUCCUGGGGCUAGGACAUGAUUUGUAUCCGAAAGUAAGUCCUAGAUACUUUUUAUAUCAAAUUGUUUCUUUCAAGUUUGAGCUUGCUGCUGUGUUCUCCCAUCUAGGGCAAUGCUCAAAACCAUGCAAUAUUGACUGCAUCUUUUUUUGGGAUGCAAUAAAACACAUGUUUAUUGAAAUAAAAUGAAUGAAAAAUUAAAAGCAACCUAUUUUAGGAGUACAUUUGGUAAUUUAAUGCAAAAUGUACAGGGGGCGACAGUCAUCGUAUACAAUUUGACAUCUUUUAAUUAAGGGUAUAGAUAAUCAUGAAUUUUAACAAGCAAAUGUGGCGUUUGUUCGAUCACCAUUCCGGCCAUUCACACUGCGUUAGUUCGAUCACCAUUCCGGCCAUUCACACUGCGUUAGUUCGAUCAUCAUUCCGGGCACCCCUCCCCCACUUCAAAAUGUUAAAAUAAAAAGUACAACGGUCCUAUUACGAUGUCCUAAAAUUCAAAUUAAUUCAGUUCUUUUUUAAAAUUUAAAAAAAACAUUUUUUUUAGAAAAAUUAAUAAAAUAGGUUUUGCUGUGGUAAAAAAACAUGUUCCUGUGAUGAUGUCAUCUCUAUAUGUCUGUAAUAGUGUCAUCUCUAUAUGUCUGUAAUAGUGUCAUCUCUAUAUGUCUGUAAUAGUGUCAUCGCUAUAUGUCUGUAAUAGUGUCAUCGCUAUAUGUCUGUAAUAGUGUCAUCGCUAUAUGUCUGUAAUAGUGUCAUCGCUAUAUGUCUGUAAUAGUGUCAUCACUAUAUGUCUGUAAUAGUGUCAUCGCUAUAUGUCUGUAAUAGUGUCAUCGCUAUAUGUCUGUAAUAGUGUCAUCGCUAUAUGUCUGUAAUAGUGUAAUCGCUAUGUGUCUGUAAUAGUGUCAUCGCUAUAUGUCUGUAAUAGUGUCAUCGCUAUAUGUCUGUAAUAGUGUCAUCGCUAUAUGUCUGUAAUAGUGUCAUCGCUAUAUGUCUGUAAUAGUGUCAUCGCUAUAUGUCUGUAAUAGUGUCAUCGCUAUAUGUCUGUAAUAGUGUCAUCGCUAUAUGUCUGUAAUAGUGUCAUCGCUAUAUGUCUGUAAUAGUGUCAUCUCUAUAUGUCUGUAAUAGUGUCAUCGCUAUAUGUCUGUAAUAGUGUCAUCGCUAUAUGUCUGUAAUAGUGUAAUCGCUAUGUGUCUGUAAUAGUGUCAUCGCUAUAUGUCUGUAAUAGUGUCAUCGCUAUAUGUCUGUAAUAGUGUCAUCGCUAUAUGUCUGUAAUAGUGUCAUCGCUAUAUGUCUGUAAUAGUGUCAUCGCUAUAUGUCUGUAAUAGUGACAUCGCUAUAUGUCUGUAAUAGUGUCAUCGCUAUAUGUCUGUAAUAGUGUCAUCGCUAUAUGUCUGUAAUAGUGUCAUCUCUAUGUGAUAGUUUAGAUACAAUUAAAAUCUCUUAGACAAUCCGACAGUCGAACAUGAUUCGUAAACACAAAUGGAAGAGCGAACCGUCAUUAUACAAGACAGGACAUGAGUCGUACACACAAAUGGGAGGGCGAACCGUCACAGCAAUUAAACAAGACAGGGCGCUAGUUUUGGUUAACUGCUAACCUAACAGUACCUUACACAGUUAAACAAUUCGGUACAAAUGCGCCAGGCUACGUAAUGUACCAGAUGAUGUGUUGUGGAAGACUGUGCUGACUGUUGUACCUUUUUUUACACAUCGGUCCGGCAAAAUUAAACACUGUCUUAUCGUGUACCUUCAUUAUAUCAGGCUGUGACGUAUACGAGUAUACGCUUUUUUCGUGUUGUACCAGAUUUGUGCUGUACAUUAAUUUUGUGUUGUACUGGGGCUGUGCUAUGCGGCUUCAUUGUCUUGCACCGGGAAAUGCUGUCUCGUACCAUUUGUUUGGCACACCGAAUAAAAGUACUCCCCACACCGCACAUUGACAGACGACCUGUCAGCGACACGUGUUGUUUCCGAUAGGCAAACAAAAGGCUUAAACAAACUCACACAGGUUGUACAAACAGACAGACCCGCUGUGCUGAGGUCAGACUACGGGUUAGACAUUGCGGACACCGUUGGCAAAUUUGGGGUACUUCGGAAUUUUAAUGGAGUUUUAAUAAGUUCCAACUUUUCACAACUCACGGCACAUUGAACUUGCCACGAAUACGGCACAUGGAGCACGGCACUAUAAAUUGGUAAAGAAUACGGCACACGGAGUACGGCACAAUAAACUUGCAACGAAUACGGCACAAGGAGUACGGCACAAUAAACUUGCAACGAAUACGGCAUACGGAGCGCGGCACAAUAAACUUGCAACGAAUACGGCACACGGAACGUGGCACAAUAAACUUGCAACGAAUACGGCACACGGAGCGUGGCACAAUAAACUUGCCACGAAUACGGCACACGGAGCGCGGCACAAUAAACUUGCAACAAAUACGGCACACGGAACGCGGCACAAUAAACUUGCAACGAAUACGGCACACGGAGUGCGGCACAAUAAACUUUUAACGAAUACGGCACACUGAGCACCGCACAAUAAACAUAUAACAAAUACGGCCCACUGAGCGCGGCACAAGGCAUAUUAAACAUUUUCCCCCAUUCAUCCAUGCUCCUUUCAUUCCUUCUAUACCUCCAUCCAUCCAUUCUAUCUAUACACCCAUCCUUCUUUCUAUAUAUCCAUUCAGGCUCCUUUCAUUCUAUCUACUUAUCUAUCCACUCAGCCUUCCUUUUUUUUAAUCCAUCCAUGCUCCUUUCAUUCUAUCUAACUUUCCACCCAGCCUUCUUUCUAUCUAUCCAUCCAUGCUCCUUUCAUUCUAUCUAACUUUCCACCCAGCCUUCUUUCUAUCUAUCCAUCCAUGCUCCUUUCAUUCUAUCUAACUUUCCACCCAGCCUUCUUUCUAUCUAUCCAUCCAUGCUCCUUUCAUUCUAUCUAUCCAUCCAUGCUCCCUUCAUUCUAUCUAACUUUCCACCCAGCCUUCUUUCUAUCUAUCCAUCCAUGCUCCCUUCAUUCUAUCUAACUUUCCACCCAGCCUUCUUUCUAUCUAUCCAUCCAUGCUCCUUUCAUUCUAUCUAUCCAUCCAACCUUCAUUCUAUCUAUCCAUCCAUGUUCCUUUCCUUCUAUCUAUCCAUCCAACCUUCUUUCUUUCUAUCCAUCCCUGUUCAUUCAUACUUCAUUCCAGCCUUAUUUCUAUCCAUCCAUCCAUACCUCUCUCAUUGUAUCUAUGUAUCCAUACAGUCUUCUUUAUAUCUACCCAUCCAUGCUUCUUUUAUUCUACCCAUCCAUCCAUUAUGCAAACAUCGACCCACUCAACCAUUCAUAUGUGGACCAUCCUUCGAACAUCAUCAGAACAUCAUCAGAACACCAUCAGAAAAUCAUCAGAACAUUAUCAGCACAUCAUCAGAACACCUCAAAAGACUGAGUAUCCCAAUAAAUAUAUCUUAACCUUAACAUUUAAAGUAAACUUUGACCUUCCAAAGGUUGAAGACCUGCUGGAGACCCUCGACGCCAUGUUGCCUUCUCGUGGCGGCCAUGACACUCAUUCUGGCCAGCUUCAUCGUGUUGCCCCAUCUCCUGCCUCAAAACAUCCGGUACAGGGAUGCCGUCGAGCUGACCUACCGCCUUGCAGCUCAUUUAUACAGGUAACUAAACUAAUCAGGGGUGGCAACUUUAUUGAUCUGUUGGCUUCUGGGAGGAGUUGUUGGUCAGCGUGACUUACAGACUUACUUUAAAAAAAUUAGUCUACGCCUGGCACCGGACGAAGGGCUUGCCAGUUACUGCCGCGUCAGACAAAAUGGCCUGGGUAUGUGAAGACUCUCUCAACAUUUCUGACUGGUUAACUAGUAGCAGUAUAAAAUCUUUGUGUGUUCCUUGUGAAUUUUGUCGACCACCUACAUUACCAUUGCAUUAACCACCUACAUUACCAUUGCAUUAACCACCUACAUUACCAUUGCAUUAAUCACCUACAUUACCAUUGCAUUAACCACCUACAUUACCAUUGCAUUAACCACCCACAUUACCAUUGCAUUAACCACCCACAUUACCAUUGCAUUAACCACCUACAUUACCAUUUUUAUAAACCACCUACAUUACCAUUGCAUUAACCACCUACAUUACCAUUUCAUUAACCACCUACAUUACCAUUUUUAUAAACCACCUACAUUACCAUUGCAUUAAUCACCUACAUUACCAUUGCAUUAACCACCUACAUUACCAUUGCAUUAAUCACCUACAUUACCAUUUUUAUACACCACCUACAUUACCAUUGCAUUAACCACCUACAUUACCAUUUUUAUAAACCAACUUCAUUACCAUUGCAUUAAUCACCUACAUUACCAUUGCAUUAACCACCUACAUUACCAUUUUUAUAAACCACCUACAUUACCAUUGCAUUAACCACCUACAUUACCAUUUUUAUAAACCACCUGCAUUACCAUUUUUAAAAACCACCCACAUUACCAUUGCAUUAACCACCUACAUAAAUUUUUUUAUAAACCACCUACAUUACCAUUGCAAUAACCACCCACAUUACCAUUGCAUUAACCACCUACAUUACCAUUUUUAUAAACCACCUACAUUACCAUUGCAUUAAUCACCUACAUUACCAUUUUUAUAAACCACCAACAUUACCAUUGCAUUAAUCACCUACAUUACCAUUUUUAUAAACCACCUACAUUACCAUUUCAUUAACCACCCUCAUUACCAUUGCAUUAACCACCUACAUUACCAUUUUUAUAAACCACCCACAUUAUCAUUGCAUUAACCACCUACAUUACCAUUGCAUUAACCACCUACAUUACCAUUUUUAUAAACCACCCACAUUACCAUUGCAUUAACCACCUACAUUACAAUUUUUAUAAACCACCUACAUUACCAUUGCAUUAAUCACCUACAUUACCAUUUUUAUAAACCACCAACAUUACCAUUGCAUUAAUCACCUACAUUACCAUUUUUAUAAACCACCUACAUUACCAUUUCAUUAACCACCCUCAUUACCAUUGCAUUAACCACCUACAUUACCAUUUUUAUAAACCACCCACAUUACCAUUGCAUUAACCACCUACAUUACAAUUUUUAUAAACCACCUACAUUACCAUUGCAUUAAUCACCUACAUUACCAUUUUUAUAAACCAACUUCAUUACCAUUUUUAUAAACCACCAACAUUACCAUUGCAUUAAUCACCUACAUUACCAUUUUUAUAAACCACCUACAUUACCAUUUCAUUAACCACCCUCAUUACCAUUGCAUUAACCACCUACAUUACCAUUUUUAAAAACCACCCACAUUACCAUUGCAUUAACCACCUACAUAAAAUUUUUUAUAAAGCACCUACAUUACCAUUGCAUUAACCACCCACAUUACCAUUGCAUUAACCACCUACAUUACCAUUUUUAUAAACCACCUACAUUACCAUUGCAUUAAUCACCUACAUUACCAUUUUUAUAAACCACCAACAUUACCAUUGCAUUAAUCACCUACAUUACCAUUUUUAUAAACCACCUACAUUACCAUUUCAUUAACCACCCUCAUUACCAUUGCAUUAACCACCUACAUUACCAUUUUUAUAAACCACCCACAUUAUCAUUGCAUUAACCACCUACAUUACCAUUGCAUUAACCACCUACAUUACCAUUUUUAUAAACCACCCACAUUACCAUUGCAUUAACCACCUACAUUACAAUUUUUAUAAACCACCUACAUUACCAUUGCAUUAAUCACCUACAUUACCAUUUUUAUAAACCACCAACAUUACCAUUGCAUUAAUCACCUACAUUACCAUUUUUAUAAACCACCUACAUUACCAUUUCAUUAACCACCCUCAUUACCAUUGCAUUAACCACCUACAUUACCAUUUUUAUAAACCACCCACAUUACCAUUGCAUUAACAUCCAACAUUAACAUUUUUAUAAACCACCUACAUAACCAUUGCAUUAACCAUCUACAUUACCAUUUUUAUAAACCACCCACAUUACCAUUGCAUUAACCACCUACAUUAUCAUUGCAUUAACCAUCCGCAUUACCAUUGCAUUAACCACCUACAUUACCAUUGUAUUAUUAUGUGUGUUUCAACAUGCUGUGCUUUUCUUUUUACUUCGACACAACAUUAUGGGGGACAUAUAUCAGUUGCGUCUGCUAUGUCCAUGGUAAACCUAAAAAUAGAAAUGUUUAGGGGGGCCUCCCCCACAACUCAACCCCAUCACCCCACUCCCACCACUCACCCCACCACUCACCCCCACCACCCCACUCCCACCACUCACCCCCACCACCCCACUCCCACCACUCAACCCCACCUACCACUCACCCCCACCACCCCACUCCCACCACCCCACUCCCACCACUCACCCCACCACCCCACCACUCACCGCCACCACCCCACCACUCACCCCCACCACCCCACCCCCAACACUCACUUCCCUUUGAUGUCAUGAGCACGUGGUUAUUUUGAUCAAUAGCUAAUCCAAACGGGCCUUCUGGAGUGCACGUGUUGUUGAUGCAACGGUUACAACAAACAGGGUGUUACAAUGUAUACCAUGAUACUUCAUCUUGUCUGAAUCAUGGUGUGGCUUAAUCAACGGUUCCCAAAUUGUGAAUGUAUUUGAUCAAGAAAAAAGGUAACCCAGGACGAUAAUCAGUUACAAAGUUGACAUGUUGUGAUUUCAUCAAGUUGUAGUUAUGUUGAGGUUUGCUCAUGUUGUAGAAAUGAUGUGGUUUCAUCUAGCUGUAGAUAUGUUGUGACUUCAGCAAUAUGUAGAUAUGGUUUAGUUUUAUUCAGACGUAAAUGCCGUAUAUUUUCAGUUUCGUUGGAACCUCUUGCCACCAAAGUAACCAUCCUGUUGUAUCCUGUGUGUUAUAGCAGGUCAGGUGUGUUUUAGCCUCUAAGUGUUAAACUAAAUGGACCCAGACAUGCAACGGUACCAUUAGACUCAAGCUAUUCGGAUGUGACUUGUGGCAGUUUAUUUUAGUUAAACUGAAAAAUUAAGUUUACAUACAUAUAUCCCAUUCAAUUAUCUUUCAUUUGAUACGUAGUUUUGCCUUACAAACCAAACAAUAAAAUUUAAAUAGUUUUUUUUUAAUCCCAACCUCUCACUUCAGGUACCCGGGUACGAAUAUUCGCAGCAAAUCUUAACACAGAUUAAAUUUGCAAAGCCAUACAACUGUGUUUGACAAUCCCAGUACUUGAUAACACCUGGGUUAAUUACAAGAUAGCAUUGGUUUCCAGGGCAUGGUCUUAAGGUGUGUAACACAUGAACUAUUGGGGCCACGUGCAGUGAUUGCGACAAGACUACAAUAUUAAAUUUAAACCAGUAUACAAGGCCUUUCAAGGGGAGACCGGCAAUAAUCUAGGAUCUAAAAUGCGAGGCGAGGUUUGCCUCCGUCGUGUUGCAGGCACGCUGUCUGCUCUCGGGCAGUCGGGGAAGUGGUCCAACAAUACGCGGAUGAUUUUGUUGAAACAUUCGGUGGACCAAGUGACGUAUCACGUAAAAGGCGAUUCGGUAACGUGCGGAUGGUCGGUGGAUUCCUGACCAAGCAGCCAUUGCAGCAUCUUACCGUCAGUACGGUUUAUGGCAAGGGUCCGCAUACUACGGCACCUAUGGCCAGGCUUGGCACGCGUGUCUGAUUAGAACACAGAGCGGUUUUGACUGCCAUGCGGAAGUCCAACACAUAAUAAAUGAUGACAAUUUAAAAAAAAAAAAAUAGAAUAAAACUCUAACUUUAUAAAGUAGACAUUACGGUGGCGGCCACGCUGAAGGGAUUACAAAUGCUACUUUGGCGCAUUCUUACCAACAGGUUCCCGGGCCUUUGUUCUACGGUACACGACCCAACAGAAGCUGCUGGUCGCCAUGGUGUUAGCAGCGACCACAAGCUCAUUGGCCGUUUCAAGAUCAUGACUUUCUGUUAGUGUACAAGCAAUUUGUUCAAGCCGUUGUCGGAGUCGCUAGAUAGCGUGACAAAAUCGUUAAAUUUUAAGAUGUAAAAAGUGAGCUGAUAUUUGAGUUAAUUUAUUACUCUGUCUUUUCUUUUAUUAAAAGAACAUUUUAAAAUAUUUUUUCCCCCUCCUAACACAUCCGAGAGGUACAUUUAAAUAAUAUUUUAUAAGAGAGUAUCACACGCAAUUUAUGAUUUUAUUAGCAUUAUUAUAUAUUUUAAUUACAUUAGGAAUUUCACAGACCGAAAGAAAGUCACAGACCUAAGGUAAGUCACAGACCUAAAGUAAGUCACAGACCUAGGGUAAGUCACAGACCUAAAGUAAGUCACAGACCUAAAGUAGGUCAAAUACCUAAAGUAAGUUACAAACCUAAAGUAAGUCAUAGGCCUAAAGUAAGUCACAGACCUAAAUUAAGUCACAGACCUAAAGUAAGUUACAGACCUAAAGUAAGUUACAGACCUAAAGAAAGUAAGUCACAGACCUAAAGUAAGUUACAGACCUAAAGAAAGUCACAGACCUAAAGUAAGUCACAGACCUAAAGUAAGUCACAGACCUAAAGUAGGUCAAAUACCUAAAGUAAGUUACAAACCUAAAGUAAGUCAUAGGCCUAAAGUAAGUCACAGACCUAAAUUAAGUCACAGACCUAAAGUAAGUUACAGACCUAAAGUAAGUUACAGACCUAAAGAAAGUAAGUCACAGACCUAAAGUAAGUUACAGACCUAAAGAAAGUCACAGACCUAAAGUAAGUCACAGACCUAAAGUAAGUCACAGACCUAAAGUAGGUCAAAUACCUAAAGUAAGUUACAAACCUAAAGUAAGUCAUAGGCCUAAAGUAAGUCCCAGACCUAAAGUAAGUCACAGACCUAAAGUAAGUUACAGACCUAAAGAAAGUAAGUCACAGACCUAAAGUAAGUCACAGGCGCACAAUUUGAGUCAAAAAUUGCUCAACCCUUAUCUGAAGUUAUCUAUAAACAGUAUAGAAAAUGACCGUCCCAUGUAAUCUGCUAGAAACUGGACCUAUGGUGUUUUUAUAAUGCCCGCACCCCGUACACAACGAAAGCACGGCCACUAGAUUUGUUUCAUACACAACAAAAGUCUAAGAACAUAACUUUUACUAAGCGAUGAAAAACAAAAUGGUAAAAAGUUGUUUAAUUACAACAACAACAAAAAUUGGAAAUCAGUAGCAUUUUAAAUUUCAAUUUUUUCUUCAGCCCAGAAACGACAGAGCUCACCUUCAAACAGGCGAACGGUCGCAGUCACAACACAACACAGUACAACACAACACACAUCAAAUGGAAUAAAACGACCGAAAAGUCGAUCAACAAACGAACGGCUCCAAGUGAACGCACCGCGGGGGUGAAACGGUCCGGAGGAGGUGACUCAAAGCGGUACCUGAUCUACCGGUGCGAUGACAAAGAGUACUGCUACGGUCUGGGCGACAGGCAGAGGGCGAUCGUCAGUGUUUAUCUGCUGGCUGAACUGACCAAUCGGACGUUCGGAAUCAUCAUGACGUCGCCGUCCAACUUCAGCGAGUUCUACAAGCCCAGGCUGGUCAACUGGGACAUUCCGUCAUCGGAGCUGGAGGGAAAGACAUUCAUCGAGUUAAAGGUACAAUUUAUUCUUAUUUGUUGAUUAUGUUCUUAGUGGGGGGAAAUUUCAUUAUUUAAAAUUGUGAAUUGUUUAAUAUUUUAAUUUUUUUCUUUUAAAUUAUAAAAAUAUGAAUACAUGUUACGUCCCAGAUUUGUGUUCUUGGGAGUUAGGGGUCAUCGGAAACUACUGGAAACAAUUUCUAUAUCAGUGGUACCAUUACCAAACUGGUGGCUUGCGCACAAAAUGUGAUUUCAAUUGAGAGUAUGUCUGCACAGCUACUUAAAGAUAACAACGCCAAGCUCACAAAACCAAAACGAUUUUGUCAUUCAUAUAAUUGUUCGAUAUUUUCAUAAAACGUUUUCCGGGAAUAGUUAUUUCCCUUCUCAUUACAUUUAAAAUUAAGAACAAGAGAAAAAAAAAGAACUAAAAUAUUAAUUGUAAUACAUGCACUAUAAAUUUUAAAAAAAUGUAAUGACUUUACACCCCCCUCCACCCCGCCCCCCCCCCCUCACAGGUUCUAGGACCCCAAGCAGACAUCAAACUUGAUCGGGUGGAUAUAAACGUUGAAUAUCCACAGGACGUGGUCUACAUAAGGACCAAUCAGAAAUUUCACUACUCGCUCAAGAAGAAUCCGUUUUACAAAGACAGGUUCCCGAAAUGGGCGCAGGUCCCCCACUGGAAGCUGUACCAGGACGGCUGGAUGAGGUUGAUGACGCCAACGGCGGAACUGAGACGAGAUCUCAACGAGAUGCUCAUCAGGAUUGUGGGGGUGAUGGAAGAGGAGCAGAGGGCGUGGCACACCGUCAAGCAGACCGGUUGCUGUGCUGCGGUCAACAAUUCAACCAAUGGGGGCGUCCCUGUUUCGUGCGGUGCCGCGAGUGAACUGAGCAAUGUUGCAAACAAUACACACAUAAAUAGAACAUGUUUAGAACAGCGAAAGACCACCUGUAUCCGCAAUGGCACCAAGUGUACACCUCAAUGUACGAAUGGUACAAAUUGUACAACUCAAUGUACCAAUGGUACAAAGUGUACACCUCAAUGUACGAAUGGUACAAAGUGUACACCUCAAUGUACCAAUGACAUUAAGUGUACACCUCAAUGUACGAAUGGUACAAAGUGUAUACCUCAAUGUGCCAGUGUAACUAAACAGUGUAUAUAUAACUGCACUAAGAGUUUAUCUAACUGUACCAAUGAGAAAUGCUUAAAGAACACGUUACAGAACGAUAACUCGACGUGUUCGAACAAUGGCAGUCAUUGUGUUGAAGUACUGCGUAGUCAAUUUAAAAAUAGCACGGACAAAUCUCGUGUGCCUUCCAUUGCAAGAAAUCUUUGCAGUUCGCCAUUUUCCUUAUCUAAACAACAUAAUGUUUCCGUGGAAAGUGUCCGUGUGUCAAAAGGUUACGAUGUACAAGACAUGAAUUUAGUGUGUGCCCACAUACGGCUGGGACACAGCUCAUCGAUGCCGUUUGAGACCAAUGUGAGAAACAGACCCGGUGAGGAGAAGGUGGUCUGGGAAUUCCUCAAGCCGUACGUGGCCAAUGGCCAUCAUGUUUACCUGGCUUCGGAUUCUGAGCAGGUAACCACAAUCCAUUUUUCUGUAAUCGCCGGAAAUGACGUUUGAUUUUUAGAAAAUUGUUUAGAUUUCUUUAGAGAUAAUAAUUUUUGUUUUGUUACGUCGGUAAUACUUCUAAAAGGAGUUUUAGCACAUGAAACUGUAUCACAUGAAACGGUAUCACAUGAAACUGUAGCACAUGAAAAUAUAGCACAUGGAACUCUAGCACAUGUGUACACUCUAUUUCAGAAAUAAAUAUAAUGUCUUUUGGGGAAUUUUGGGGUAGGACUAAAAAAGAACGAAGAUAUGUCAGGUUUUGAGCAACCAACUGGGCUGCUCAAGGAUAUAUGACAGGAGUAUGGCUGGAACUCACGGGUAAAUUAACCAGAGUAUGACAGGGAAUCAGUGGUAUGAAGGGAUUAAGAUGAUUAACAAUGGGUGUGACGGGAGUAAAACACUCACGGCUUUGCGUGGAUAUGUUUGAGACACUGGUGUAGGGCAGCGUUUCCCAAGUAUUAUGUUUGGCGGACCGGUGGACAAGUGGACCGGUGGACAAGUGGACCAGUGGACAAGUUUCGAAAAUGAAUCAGGGACCGGUUCCAUAUUUAUUUAUUAUAUUUUCUUUAUUUGAUCAUAAAUAUUGAUGUUGUGCGGACCGGUGUCAUUCCAUGGUCCACCAUUUGGGGAUCGCUGGUUAAGGGUAGGCCAGGGUCUGAUUGGAAAAGGGGUGGGGGGGGUCUUACUUUAGGGGCAAUGACAGGAAAUGACGAAUUAAAUUAUAAAAUUUAAAAUGCUACCCAAUUAUAAAAUUGUUGUAUAUUUGUCCAUGAUUCCACGUCAUCAACAGGUUCGCCAGAAAGCCAAGGCUUUGUUUGGCUACCGACUCCACAUCAGCUCCAUCCCAAUAGUCCACAUCGCCAGUGUACAGAAAGGUCAAGACAAGAGGCUGGGAUUUAGGUAACAUAUUCUGUAGGGGAUUUCAUACCAACGUAAAAUGCUAUCGUCUCAUUCGCUAAUAUAUUUCAGUCUAACACCCGAUUGCCAUUGUCUAAAAAUAGUGACAUUACGUAACGCGAUGUGACGUUUUCCGGUCUUAGGAAUAACAACAAACCCUAUGCUAUGUAUUGAUAAUAAUAUUUCACAAUAACAUUAUUUUCUUAAUCCCGCAGAGAUUAUUUUUAAAGUUUAUAAAGGAAAUGUUUAAUAGGGAAUAAUUUAAAUGGUAUCAUGUAUGACGUCCCCGGUCUAACUUAUUGAAGUCUGGACUUUGCCUUAACGUUAUACAAACAAAUAUUUGACUCUGACUCAACUCAUUUUUUUUACAUUUCUUGUAGGCUCGCAUUAAUGGAACAACUUCUGCUGGCCACUUCCUGUUCCGUCCUGGUGGUUAGCUACAGCGGGUUCAGCAUGAAGGCAGCUCAGAUCAGACACAUUCUCAGACCGGAAGCGGACAGUUUGUUCAUCUACAGGGCGGGGAAAGUAGUACCUGUCCAGAUUCACAGUUUGCAAUAAGGUCACAUACCAAUACGCAUGAUCCUGGCUAUGUGACGUAGACAUUCAGCCAAAUACGCAUGAUCCUGGCUAUGUGACGGAGACAUUCAGCCCAAUACGCCUGAUCCUGGCUAUGUGACGGAGACAUUCAGCCCAAUACGCAUGAUCCUGGCUAUGUGCCGGAGACAUUCAGACCAAUACGCAUGAUCCUGGCUAUGUGACGUAGACAUUCAGCCAAAUACGCAUGAUCCUGGCUAUGUGACGGAGACAUUCAGCCCAAUACGCAUGAUCCUGGCUAUGUGACGGAGACAUUCAGCCCAAUACGCAUGAUCCUGGCUAUGUGACGUAGACAUUCAGCCCAAUACGCAUGAUCCUGGCUAUGUGACGGAGACAUUCAGCCCAAUACGCAUGAUCCUGGCUAUGUGACGUAGACAUUCAGCGGAUUUGAGAUUUUAUCAAAUGUGGAUUAUGCCAAAUUCAUUGAAAUCCCAAUGCGUCAGAAUGUUCAAUGGCAUAACUUGACUGUUUGUGUGGCUAAGUUUAUUGGGGGAAACAGUCAUCAUCACAGGGGUCCAUGGUAAUCAUCAUAGGAGUCCUUGGACAUCUUCUUAGGAGUCCGUACCAUUAUCAUCGGAGUCUGUACCAUUAUCAUAAUGGUCCUUGGCCAUCAUCAUAGUAGUCGGUGGCCAUCAUCAUAGGUGUUCUUGGCCAUCAUCAUAGGUGUUCUUGGCCAUCAUCAUAAGGGUCCGUACCAUCAUCAUAGGGGUCAAGGGCGAUCAUCAUAGGGCUCCAGUUCCAUUAUCAUAGGGAUCCAUGGCUAACAUAUUAGGGGUCCGUGGCUAUCAUCGAAGGGGUCCGUACCAUUAUCAUAGGAGUCCGUAACCAUCAUCAUAGGAGUCCGUACCAUCAUAACAGGAGUCCGUCGCCAUCAUUAUAGGGAUCCAGUCCAUCAUCAUAGGAGUCCAUAGCUAACAUAUUAGGGGUCCGUGGCUAUCAUCAUAGUGGCCCAUGCCAUCAUCAUAGGGGUCCGUGGCAAUCAUCAUAUGAAGUUGUUGACUCAUAAAGCUUAAGAAUAAGAAGUCUGCCUAGCAUUUCUUUACGUCACUGGCUUGGGAUUCCCAUGCGUGUAAACCAUUACACUACUGGGGUCACGAGCUUUGUGGGGGAAAUUAUAACACCGACUUCGUGCUUCAUUCAAAACCAUGUACUGACACCAUUAUUGGCGAUCGCCAGUGGUGUAGCUAGAGUUGCACGGUCCCUGGUGUUCGACUUGUUUAAACAUCUUAAAUUAAUAUUUUUCUUUUAUACUUUUCAAAAAUUCUCGGGCCCCCUUUUGGCUUCGGGCCCUGGUGUGGUGGCACCCCCUGCACCGCUGUGGCUACGCCCCUGGCGAUCGCAGUAUUGUCAAGGAGGAAAAGGGUAGGGGUCAGAUGUCACCCGAAAUUAUUAAUUUACUUACUAGUCAUCUAGAGAAAAUAGUAACAAGAAGUGCUCCCCCACCCCACCUAACAACCAGGUUCGCAGCCGCAGACUUUUUUCACGCCCCUGAACUAUAAUAAUGUUAUGUCCCACCCACUUUUAUACCGCAGAUUUAUAACACAUUUAAAUUCAGACAAUUUCCUUUUAAAAAAAAGAAAAUAUUACGCACCAAACGCACUUUAAUAACCUCUUUCCUACUUUAAAAGUUGAAAGUAUUUAAAAAAAAAGAAAUAUACAUUUUUAAAAAGAGUUUCAAUGAUUGACAAUUAAGAUAAGAUAAGAUUAUUUUAUGGAUCUAAAUAAAUGCUAAUGUGUGUUUGAUUGCAUUGUACGUAUUCAUAUUCAGCACAAUGAUACAUUAUUUUAGCAAGAGCUACUUCAAGACAUUAUAAGUAUGGACCUUUAUAAGGUAAGGUAGGUUCACUCAAUAAGAUUUCAAAUACAUGUAUUUAGCAUCGAAUGCUGUGUAAACCGUGUGGUAACUAUAGACUGGCCUUAAACUUAAAUAUUCGGAUCAUCAAAAAGAUCGACAGCCACGGUAAUUGUUUGCACCAAAUCCCUUAUUUUAAUCAGCGGGAGUUAGGGCUAAAAUUUAAUACUAUUUGUACAAUGUAUCGAAAAUUAGAUUUUCUUUUUAAAUAGCCCAAUAUUUUUAUUUUAUUUUUGCACACAGUUGUCUCGGGGGUUGGGGGAGGGGGGCAGUUGACGUUCCCUGGGUGGCUACCCCCCCAACUCCCCCCGAGAUGCCUGAAAGAAAUACUGAGACUCAUGACCUUAGCUGUUAUCAUAAUUGUAAAUAGGAUGUUCAUUAAAUUAUUCGUCUCAAAUGUCUUCCGAUAAAAUAAAUAUUUUGUUUUCAUACAACUACGAUGUCAUUUGGUUACACUGCAAGAUUUCUUUCAUGUAGUCCCAACCCCAUGGCAAUCUCCUGUCAUUUUGUGAGGCGGGAGUUUCGAGUCCACGUAGGUGAGCAAUGGCACGACUGCACAACUGUUUCUACAGGACUAAAAAAGAUACCUGUAAAUUACGCAAUCAUUUUUCUUUAGCUAAUGUCAUUUUAAUUCCACAAUCAAACAUCCACUUUCCCUGUCACGUUACUCGUAAAAUCUUUAGCCCUCACAUUCCGAGCCUUAACUGUGAUAUGGAGGUGCGUCACUGGGACGGGAUUGCUAAGUUGUCACAGCCCGCUGAAGUUGAUACUUUAUAAGUGGUCGUAAAUAAAUACAAGAACAGGAUGUCACCAGAGCAAGGUGACACAAGAGCAGGGUGCCCUUAAUAGCAGGGUGCUACAAGAGCAUCGUGCCACCAGUGCAGAAAGCCACCAUAGGAGGGCAUCACAAGUGCAGGGUGUAAUCAGAGUAGGAUAACACAAGAGCAGUGUGCUGCAAAAGCAUGGGGGUUACAAGAACAGGGUGCCACCAGUGCAGGUUGCCAUCAGCACAGGGUGCCACCAGCACAGGGUGCCACCAGCACAGGGUGCCACCAGCACAGGGU
This is a messenger RNA of Lymnaea stagnalis (great pond snail), 16024 nucleotides long. Lineage: Eukaryota; Metazoa; Mollusca; Gastropoda; Lymnaeidae. The record is from the annotation of a GenBank genome assembly.